UUAAAUCUAGAAGCCGUUCUGUGCCGGCUCCAGACACGAAUGGCAACACUAAAUACCGUCAGAAUGCGGAUAAUGCCCGAACCAAGAGGCGCGUUUCGACAGGACCGAUUCCUACUAGAAUGCCGAAAUACAACAAAGGCUACCACGCAGUAUUAGCCAUGAUCAAGGAUCUAAAGGACAUGAAGGAGACAGGUCAGAUGACAGAACCAAGGUUUGAUAUGAAUGAGAAGCCAAAACGACGACGCAAAUAUCGAAGCCGUAGCUACAACAUAGGAAAAAGCAUAUAUUUUGAAGAAGACGGACUUAAUAUCCCAAAUUACCGAUCCAAAUCAGUGGAUAGACACAGACGAGAAAUUCCUACCUUUACACCGGUAACAAACGAAGAUGACAUCAUCAGCUACACUUACACCGGAAGAGAAUCGCGUCCAAUGUCGGAAGAGUCCGUGUACUCCUACCUGCGAGGCUCUACUUCACGCCGCAAGAAAGGCUUAGUGCAGAAAAAGGUAGAGUCGGUGCCCCCGUCAAGCCGCCUGUCUUACGAUUUUGACGACCUCCAGGCGCGCAUCUACCAACAGAUCCAGAAAGCCUACGGUCAAGCCGACAGCGACGUCAAACACAAGCAGUUCUUUCUGUCGCUGGCUAUGAUGCAGCGUGAACACAAUAAACUCAAACAUCUAAACCUGAGCAAGCGGGACAGACUGCUCUUGGAAAAGUCAUUCGACGAGAUGAAGAGUCUCAAAGAGGAGACCGUCCGCGUGCUCAGUGGAAUAGAACAAAAGCAGGUGGCGUCGGCAAAAGCGUCGGCAAGGUCGCGCCGUAGUCCUAUGGAGCAGAAAUUGCGCGGACUGAUGAAUCGAAAGCCAAAAGAAGACCCCAUGCUGACGAAAGAAAAACCGAAAGAGAAACCGCGCCUGAAGCCGAUCCGGCCUGCGGGCGAGAAGCGGGAGUUGGUUGACGACUUUUAUACUCGGCAGCGACUCACGGGCGACUGGAGAUACAACGUACACCACGAACAGAGGCUGCUCAAUAGGACAGAAGCGAGCAAAGUGCCCAUUCGCCGUCAUCCCCGGGAUUGGGACCUGAGCCAGAUCACCAACUCACUAACAUCAACCCACGGGCGACACCGCCCCCGGGAACGCCCAGUCCACAACCGCUCACCCCCGGAGACCGACUGGAGGGCCCCUAAAUACAAGGACGCAAAGGAGUCACUCAUGUACCAACCACGACCAUUGUAUCCUAGCAACAUUCUUCGCCACCCAUCGUUAGAUCGGAACGUUACUUACAGAUAUCGCCUACCUGGGCUGUGAAGCGGGGUCGGUGAUCUGGGCCUGGUAUCACGAGCAUACUUACGUCAUUAUCCGGACUCAACUUUGAGUCUUUUUCUCAUUUUUAAAUGAGUUUGACCACCAUGCUAACUUUCGCUGUUCACGAAAGUAUUUCUGACUUUAGAGUCAUUCAACCCUUAGUAUGAGCAAAAAUGUACAUAUUUUUAUAGCUGAGAUUUAAGAUUGUUUUUGAGCUUACUGGCAAUCUCAAACACAGCUGAAUGGAAAUUCUAAUCUUAUUUUCUGCAUUUAGAUAAAAAUUGAGAAUGUUCAUGAUACUGGGACAUUUGCCCUAAAAAGGGAUAAACGCAUAUGUUAAAAUGACGUGUUCACAUAUUAACGCUUCUUUGUUACUCAAGUUUUAUUUUAAGCAUCAAAGGCAUAACAUUAGAGGCAUUCCGAAUUAUCCAAUGUUAAGUGCUACAAACGUGUGAUAACGUGUUGUUAUUUGAUGACAACUCUCACCCAUACUUAUUAUAUUGUAUCUCCCUUCGCAGUGACGUUUACUCUUUUAUAAAAUAGAAUGCGCGGACAUUAUUCUUUAAUUCUUUGAUAAAAAACACACUGUCAUUUCAAAAAUUCGUCAGUCCGGGGACAGUUCCGUUAAAAGUUAUUUAGGGGGUGUAGCAGUGUACACAGACAGUAAAAUGUAUUAUAUGUAUGUUGCAACACCACGAAACAGCGAGCAUUCAAUUAUUAAAUGCGCGAUACACAGCAAAUAGUUAUUUGCAUUUCGAAAGGAUAUUAGUUGUUAUUAAGGUAAAUGUCAGUUGUUUCACUGAAAACUAUCCCGUUAAUAACAAAUGGGUUUAAUAAUGCAUACAUUUAUGUUCGAAAACGCCUGGUGCGAACGGAAAAUGCAAUACAGGCGGUUAGUAUCAACGGACCUUACACUACAGUCGCUUGGUACACAAUGAAAAUACAAUACAGGCGGUUGGUAUCAACGGACCUUAAACUUCAUUCGCUUGGUACAAACGGAAAAUAAACAAGGCGUUAUGUACCAACGAACAAUGCACUACGUGCGCUUUUAACCAACGGCACUUACACUACAGGCGUCCGAUACCAACGGAAAACACUAUAAACUGUUAGUACUAAUGGAACUUACACUCAAUACGCUUGGUACCAACGGACAAUUCAGUACAUGCGUUUGGUACCAACGGACAAUUCACUAUAUGUGUUGGUACCAACGGACAAUUCACUACAUGCGUUUGGUACCAACGGACAAUUCACUAUAUGCGUUUGGUACCAACGAAAAGUUUGAUACAAACGGACAAAACACUAUAGACAUUAUGUAACAACGGACAAUACGCUAUAGACAUUAUGUAACAACGGACAAUACGCUAUGGGCGCGCUGUACCUCGGGAGCCUACACUACAGGCGGUUAGAACAAACGGAAAAUACACUACAGGCGUUUGGUACGACGGAAUAAAGACCGCAUGCGCCUGGUACACGCGGAAUACACUACAGGCGUUUGGUACGACGGAAAAUAGACCGCAUGCGCCUGGUACACGCGGAAUACACUACAGGCGUUUGGUACGACGCAAAAUAGACCACAUGCACCUGAUACAAACGGAAAAUACACGACAGGCGAGAUAUCGCGUUUAUAUAAACUGCAAGAUGAAACUUGGAAAAUCCUAUAUAUUUUACAGAAUUCGAUCAGUAUUUGUGUGUGUUCUGUUCUGUAAGAGGUUUAUAAGAAACGAUUUCAGCGAAGUUUCAUUUCUGGAAAUAUAUCUUGACUAGCUCUUUUAUAAGCCACGGCUCUGUCUCGUGUAACAGAAAAUGUAUGUAGUUUAACCCAUUUAUGCCUAGCGUCUAGAAAA
Dreissena polymorpha is the source of this 3148-nucleotide messenger RNA. RefSeq lists its product as uncharacterized. Lineage: Eukaryota; Metazoa; Mollusca; Bivalvia; Myida; Dreissenidae. The coding region runs from base 120 to 1307 and encodes 395 amino acids. The transcript is spliced from 4 exons. The record is from RefSeq and is a predicted model, not a curated record.